Molecule: messenger RNA, 765 nt
Organism: Closterium sp. Naga37s-1
Lineage: Eukaryota; Viridiplantae; Streptophyta; Zygnematophyceae; Desmidiales; Closteriaceae
Source: the annotation of a GenBank genome assembly
AUGGCAGCCUUGUCGUCGCAGCGCGAAGCCGGCGCGGCGAGUGCCGAGGGCGAGACGGUUCGUCUGUUCAGCGCGUGGUUCUGCCCGUUCGCGCAGCGCGCGUGGAUCGCGCUGGAGGCCAAGGGCGUCAAGUACGAGUACGUGGAGCACGACGAGCAGCAGGGAGAGCAGCAGCAGCGGUGCCUGUACGAGUCGAGUGUGAUCAUGGAAUACAUUGACGAGGCCUUCCCACCUUCACCUCUCACUGCUGCUGCUGCUGCUGCUGGGAGCACGGGUGUGCAUCUGAUGCCAAGGGACGUGUACGAGAGGGCGCAAGUGCGAAUGUGGAUGGACUUUGUCAAUCGCAAGAUCGUUCCCACCUUCUACCGCUAUCUUCAGAAGCAGAGUCGAGAGGAGCAGGAGGCAGAGAGGGCGGCGCUAAUCAGCUGCUACGAGCAGCUAGGAGCAGCCAUGGAGACCAUCAGUCCACAAGGGCCUUUCUUUCUUGCCCAGCGAUUCUCCCUCAUGGACAUCUCACUCGCGCCCUGGGUGCUACGCCACGACAUCCUCCAGUUCUAUCGCAACUUCUCCCUCCCCUCGCACGACGAAUCCUCUCCGGCGCUCCGUCGUUUCCGCCUGUGGGAGACGGCAAUUGGAGCUCACCCAAGCGUGCGUGCCACUCUGGCGGACCAUGAUAGGCUGAGGGAAAUUUACAAGCGGUAUGCGGAGAACACGGCGACGUCAGAGGUCGCUGUGGCUAUCAAUAGAGGCACUGCACUCCCGUGA